This is a messenger RNA of Arabidopsis thaliana (thale cress), 607 nucleotides long. Its product is annotated as HSP20-like chaperone. NCBI's taxonomy places the organism in Eukaryota, Viridiplantae, Streptophyta, Magnoliopsida, Brassicales, Brassicaceae. The transcript is spliced from 4 exons. The record is from RefSeq and is marked reviewed. The coding region runs from base 83 to 607 and encodes 174 amino acids.
UCCAAGAACCCUAAAGACACAGAGAGAGAGAUCUCAAAAAGCAUUAAAAAAAAACCCUAACGAAAUCUUCAGCCGCCUAAUCAUGGUCUCCCCGGUUACUCUUGCUCCUCCAUCUCCAGAGGGUUUCUACGCAAUAAACAAUCCAUUCCUUGUGAAUGGUCCAAAGGGUUUCUUAGAGGCCAAGACUUUGGAUAAUGAAAGCUACAUCCGCUUCGAUCUCCCCGGAGUUCCAAGAGACGGCGUCACUGUUUUACUAGACCAACCUAAUAAUACAGUGAAUAUCUUAGCCGACGCUCCCAAGGAACACAAGUAUGACUCGUCGCACCGUAACUACGACGGUACCAAGCUAAGACCCAAGAUCAGUGUCGGCGGUAUCAACACCAAGAUCCCUUGCAAAUGCUGUGAGUUCUUCUCCGGCUUUACUUCUCACAUGGCCGAUGGUGUUCUAAGACUCGUUCUCACCACGAGCCACGCCUCUACACGACGUCCUUCUUGUACUUGCAUCUCUUUUCUUGGUGGCUCAGACGGAGAAGAUCGCGUUGGCACGGCUACUGAUGGUUUUCCCCAUGCCACGGAUCCUAAUGGUAUUCACAUUAUUCCCCUUUAA